Emiliania huxleyi CCMP1516 is the source of this 1119-nucleotide messenger RNA. RefSeq lists its product as hypothetical. The record is from RefSeq and is a predicted model, not a curated record. NCBI's taxonomy places the organism in Eukaryota, Haptophyta, Isochrysidales, Noelaerhabdaceae. The transcript is spliced from 4 exons. The annotation marks the transcript as partial.
AUGGGCAAGGUCGAGGAGAGGAGGCUGCCGACGGCUCCGGCGACGCCGGGUCCGCGCAAGGCCAAGCCAAAGAAGAAGAAGAGGGACAACGGCAAGAAGAAGGCGAAGCGGAUGGCCGCAGCGGCGCUCUCAGCGGAAGCAUCUGCGGCGGCCGCAGCGCUCUCUUACGCCGUCCCGCUGCCCAUUCCGUGCGUGUACUACGACCCGGCCUUUCUGAGCCGUGCAGAGGCGGACGCGUACUACGACCUCUUCAGCGGCUCGGCCAUUCAGUGGGCCAGCUCCGCCGUCUCACGCCGCCCGACCGCCCUGUAUGGCAAUCCCACCGUGCAAUACCACGGCCCGCGCCGCGCAGACAGCCUCAACCUGCCUGCCGUCGGGUACGCCUCGGACGAGAUGCACCCGUGGACGACGGAGUUGCUCGAGCUCAAGGCGCCGCCACCAAGGCCCGCUCUCUCGGCAACAGCACCCAUUUUGCGGCCAGAGCGCCUCGCAAGCGCCCCGUUGCCGGCAGCACACACACCUCCGCCGCACACCUCCGCCGCACACCUCCGCCGCACACCUCCGCCGCAGGCCAAGGCGGAGGCGUGGCACUUGCACACCACCGGCCUCGCGGUCGAGUUUGCCGUCUGCCUGCUCAAUAAGUACGGCGAGGAGGACGUGCUCGGGAACCUUCUAGGUCUGCGGCUCAAGUCGGACGUGGACUCGCCGCUGCCCCCGCUGCACUUAGCGCACGGCUCGCUCACAGUGAUGGAGAAUGCCUGCCAGCUGCUCUACCACCACUCGGUGUUGCCCGCCGAGGCGCCCGGCGUGCGAAUCAACCUCACCUUCCGGGCUCGCACGUCGGUGGUCCCGCCACCCGAGGGCGGCGAGGGAGGCCAGGCGUGGCACACUGCCAGCCGCGCGUUCGGGACGUCGUCCUUUGCCGCCGCCGCCGCCGCCUCCGCCGCCUCCGCCGCCUCCGCCGCCUCCGCCGCCUCGGGCGCCUGCCUCGGCGCGAGCCGCUACCGCGUUUGGCUCGCAUCGCAGCCUCUGUUCCACGCGUGGGUCGCCUCGCAGCUGCAGGGGCGGACGCUCGUCGGCGGGACCGAGAAGAAGAAGCGAGCGAAGGACGCAGCGCAC